Messenger RNA from Prorocentrum cordatum, 378 nucleotides. NCBI's taxonomy places the organism in Eukaryota, Dinophyceae, Prorocentrales, Prorocentraceae. The record is from the annotation of a GenBank genome assembly.
GCCGCGGCGCUUGCGGCCUCCGUGGUGGCGGCGGUCUGCGCGGCGGCGACCCUGGCGAUGGUGCGCCAGAUCGGGAGCGACGCAGGCUCAGACGGCACGCCGCCGGGGCGGCAGUGGCCGCGCGUCGAGGUGGUGGCAGAGGAGUGCACUGACUGGGCCUCGGUGCUCGUCGCGUCCGUGGGCGGCGUGGAGAGCCUCGAGGUGUGCCGCCAGCGGUGCGUCGGCACGCCGGCUUGCGCGGUGGUCAGGUACAUGCCCUUGGACCAAGGAUGCCGCGUUGGCCCGCAGGAUGCCGGGCUGGCGCCGGGGGCCUGCGAGAUGUACGAGGCGCGGCCGCGCGCGAGAGCGGCCCAUCAUGCAUGGAGUUUCUCAACGUGA